ACAUUAGCUCCACUUCACCAAACAGGUUUAAGAGGAGACUUAUUGAGGGCUGGGACGGGGUGAACUGCGGACUCCUGACUGAUUCAGAACCCGCAGUUAAAAUGAACAGUGAUACAGACCGCCCUGUAGAGCUGAUCACCUAUUUGGACACUGGUCAGGACCAGCGUAAUCUGCCUCCGCUCUGUCCCAGCCCUCAGGCCGGGAGAACCGGGACACGCGUCAUGGCCUCUAUGAAGCGUCGUCCCUCUCCUACAGAGGACAGGGAACCAGAGCAGCAGUCCAGGAAGAGACGUCCGCAUAGUGAGAGUGAGAAUCCUGCUGAUGAUGAAGCAGAUUCUGCUGAAGGCUUAAAGAGUCUGGACUCCACUCUCACCUGCACUGACCAUCCAGCUACCAUGGACUCCACUCAGACCACCAAUGACCAUCCAGCUACUGUGGAUGAUUUGCUGACUGGACUGGUGGAGAUUAGGAAACAGAGCAAAAUGAACAAAGAAAAAUGGAUUUAUUAUAGUUCUAACGAAAAAGCUAUAAAAUACUUAGACCUACCUAAGAGUAUAAACUCUGUCAAAAAAAUACUAAAUAGAAAUAACAAUAUUAAAAUAAAUAAUAUCAAUAAUAACAGUCCUAAUUUAAAUGUUUGUCAUGAUAGUUUUAACAAAGAUAUUUUCCUUGACUUCAUAAAAAAAGUAGAGAAUGAAGAAUUUGAUAAAAACAAACAAUAUGGUUUUGCUUUUUUAACAAACACAGAUCAAACAUUAGAGUGGAAAACUGGUCCACAUGUCCCAGAAAAUAAUCAACAUAGUGAGGAUUUUAUAGUUAACAAAAUAAUAGAAAUAGUAAAAAGGGGAGAGAUUACUAAAUACAGUGAACUAUGGAUCUAUUCUCUAUACAGCCCCUGUAUGGGCAAAAAAGAUGGCCAUCCCUGCAUCAUUCUGUUAAUCUGUUUAUCAUGUUUUUUGUUUAAAGAGUAUAAUAUUAAAACAUACAUCUGUUUCUCAAUAUAUUAUGGAUUUGCAGGACCCAUCAGUCAGCUUUUAGCUCAUCACAAAGAUGAUCAACUAGUCACACAAGCUAUAAAAGAAAUUAAGGAUUCAAACCCUCAAUACAAAUUUAGCCUAAAAAAGAUAAAGCAGUUUGAUGUGUGCAGUUUUAUUAAAAAUGCCACUGAAGGUGAAGACCAGAUUACACUGUUAGACAGACUAGGCAAAUUUAAAACAGAGGUCUAUGAGUCUUUUAACACAAUAGGAUUCUGGGAAAAUAAUAAUGAAAUACUAAGCACUGAAGAAAACAGAUUUAAGGAUCUACUGGGAGAAAUAGCUGAUAAAGAUCUUUAUGAUCGUAUUUGUGAUGCUUUCAGAUCUAAAUUAAAGGAAUGGUGGAAUGCUAGUGUAGAUCAAGCAUUACUUAGCGAACAUAUCAACAGAACAGCAUUGAGGUUCUUCAUUCAGGACAUCCAGAAGCUUCUCCAGGACCUUCUGCCACAGCUUUUAACUGAUGAUAACAACCACCUUCUUCAGGAGAUUUUAACUGAUGAUAGUAAGAAUCUGACCCAACUGGACUUUCUAAAGUUUAUUGAACUUCCUCUUUCUGAAUUUAGAUGAAAAUGGAUUAGAAUUUAAUGCUAUUGAACACACUGCAAUAAAUAAACCAAAACCCAACUGUG
Messenger RNA from Colossoma macropomum (tambaqui), 1663 nucleotides. RefSeq lists its product as uncharacterized. The coding region runs from base 102 to 1601 and encodes 499 amino acids. The record is from RefSeq and is a predicted model, not a curated record. Lineage: Eukaryota; Metazoa; Chordata; Actinopteri; Characiformes; Serrasalmidae. The transcript is spliced from 4 exons.